Molecule: messenger RNA, 1389 nt
Organism: Symbiodinium natans
Lineage: Eukaryota; Dinophyceae; Suessiales; Symbiodiniaceae
Source: the annotation of a GenBank genome assembly
AUGCAAAAGCCAGACUUUUCUGGAGCUCUGGGCAGCCAGUUGCUGAUGCAGGCGGUGAGCUUUGCUGGUGAGAGCUCUGGGCAGCCAGUUGCUGAUGCAGGCGGUGAGCUUUGCUGGAAAGCCAAAGGGCCUAUGGCACAUGGUGAGAUUGGCAACUACGUGCAAUGCCAGGUGGAUGCCUUCAUGGUGGCGACCAACAUUGCAAACAUGGGCCUGGCCAUCAACUACGCGGCCAACUCGGGCCACUGCAAUGGGCACCACCGUCUCAACGACAAACACAAAGCCUUGUGCGCCACGGACAUUGCAGGCGCAGUGGCUUACUUCUCUCAAGCAAUCACGUUCAUUGAGUUCCUGGUCGUGAACUGCCCGAACCUGAUGAACUCGAGCGCGCUCUGCGGUGCUGGCAUCACUGGCAUCACUACGGCCGCGGCAAGUGUUGCUGCCGCUGGCUCUGCCAUUGAUGGCGGCUGUAACCGUCCCCCAAUUCCACCUCCCAAUCGCCCGAGCACCACCGCCACCGCCACCGCCACCACCGCCACCGCCACCGCCACCGCCACAGAAACCGCCACCGCCACCGCCACCGCCACCGCCACCGCCACCGCCACCGCCACCACCACAACCGCCACCACAACCGCCAGCUCCACCACCGAUGCCAACCAGACAACCAUUCCCGAUGUGACCAUCACGUCCACCACAUUCACCUCAACUAUUGGCAACAGACAAAGUGCCGCACCGAAUCAACCUGUGAUUAACCCGGGCACUGAUCAAGAUGGGAACACAUGGCUUGGGAUCGCGUGGGGCGAGCCUGGAGCCUGCGGGAACGACCCCCUCAGCUGCAGUCCGAGCGACCCAAAUGUCGACAACCGAUUCAACCUUUGCCCGAACAUCUCGAACCCGACAACAAUCCAGUUCCUGGUGAGAAAUUCCAACACUGGAGGCGGCAGCAUAAGGCUUGUGUCACCAGUGUUCUUCAUCGGCGGGGAUAACAUUCUGUCUUCAAGCUACGCCGCUGCCAAUCCCCUGAAGGAAAUCAAUCUAACGGCAGACGGAUACACCGCCAGGUGGCAACAAAACCUCAAACCCAAUGAAGGCGGAGAUACGAUUUGGGGCCCCAACUGUGAGGAGUUUGCAGAACCAACAAGCCCCAGCAAUUUUGCACGCACAACCUUUUGCCUGGGAGAUGGCGGCGACUACCAGUCCAUUGUUGGCGGUCAGCCACAGAGUCAACCCAACAACCCUCCCGACACAGGCUUCUGCGUCUGCAGCCCCCUGAGUGACGCAAACACUUGUGCAACGGCCAACAACAACAAUGGUUGUUUCUUCCCAUUUAUCGUGUUCAUCCUCAUGGGAUGUGGACCCGGCGGCCUGGACCCUUGUGUGAUCAACUGA